Molecule: messenger RNA, 480 nt
Organism: Aspergillus japonicus CBS 114.51
Lineage: Eukaryota; Fungi; Ascomycota; Eurotiomycetes; Eurotiales; Aspergillaceae
Exons: 4
Coding region: 1-480 (159 amino acids)
Source: RefSeq, a predicted model, not a curated record
AUGUGGUUUAGCUCACGUGGUACAGCAGGGAAAAACUCAGGUAAGGGAAACAAAACAGAGAAGAAGAAGAAGAAGAAGAAGAAGAAGAAGAAGAAGAAGAAGAAUAAUAAUGAUGGAACCCAGAUGGAAAGACAAAACGGCCAGACCAACAACCGAUUGAAACCGUCCCAAGACCCAACUCCUAUGAGUAAGACCCAAAACAGCGAGGGGGGAGCCAGCCUGCAGCACGAGUAUCGAACUGGAACCUACCGUACAUCGGCGUUUUCUCCACCCGAAGCUAGCGCUGUCAUGUGUGAAGGUCCAAUCAUCCACAAUGAAAAGGUGGGCAGAAAACUUGCCGCCGGCACGGGCGGAGACCAACCCAACUGGAAGACAGGUCGCCGAGCUCGGUCGUGUAAAAGGCACACUGGGCACCUACUAGCACGGCUGUCUCUGAAAGACUUUGUGAAGCGAACAACCACUCAUGCACCAAGAGUAUAG